AUGGCCCCAAAGAAGCAGACCAAACAAAAACCUACAGCAUAUGAAUUCCCGCAACAAUUCUUUAACCAAUCUGAAAAUCUAAAAAAGCUGUUCUUCACUCCUCAGCCGCAAUCAAUCAUUUCAGGUCAAAUAGUCACUGUGGAGCAUUUCUUCAGUGAUGACCUUUGUAACCAAUUGAUAGGCUCUUUUGAAUCUAGUCUCAAACUCGAGACCACUCCGCUUAUCAAAAGCAAAGAUUAUGCCGCUCGCUAUAACGAUAGAAUCUCGUUGACAGACAACCAGGCCGCUGAUGCCUUGUGGAACUAUCUCAAAAAGAUCCUACUCCAGAAGGUUGAUUAUGAGGACGAGGAGCUCGAGGAUAUUCAUGAAACAUUUGCCGAUGCCAAGAGUCUAAACCCACAAUUAAGAAUAUAUCGGUACACGAAGGGCCACCAUUUUGGAAAGCAUUACGAUGAUUCGGUCAAGUGCCCACUAGCGCAUGAGCCUUCCAAAAUGGGAACUACUAGGUGGACUCUAUUAAUUUAUUUGACAGGAGGCGAUGAAUUUGUUGGUGGUGGAACCAUCUUUUAUCCGGACUCAAACAGCAAGAAGGAGAUCAAUGUGCAUCCCAGUAAGGGGCUAGCGUUACUACACAAGCAUGGUGAUGACUGUCUACAGCAUGAAGCAGAAAUCGUUAAGGACGGCGUCAAGUGGGUUCUACGUAGCGAUGUGACCUUUUGA
Candidozyma duobushaemuli is the source of this 720-nucleotide messenger RNA. RefSeq lists its product as uncharacterized. The record is from RefSeq and is a predicted model, not a curated record. The transcript has a single exon. Gene Ontology annotation, molecular function: iron ion binding; procollagen-proline 4-dioxygenase activity; L-ascorbic acid binding. Gene Ontology annotation, biological process: peptidyl-proline hydroxylation to 4-hydroxy-L-proline. NCBI's taxonomy places the organism in Eukaryota, Fungi, Ascomycota, Pichiomycetes, Serinales, Metschnikowiaceae. Bases 1 to 720 code for a protein of 239 amino acids. Gene Ontology annotation, cellular component: endoplasmic reticulum.